Leptopilina heterotoma is the source of this 900-nucleotide messenger RNA. RefSeq lists its product as uncharacterized. The transcript has 7 exons. The coding region runs from base 1 to 900 and encodes 299 amino acids. Gene Ontology annotation, biological process: regulation of transcription by RNA polymerase II. Lineage: Eukaryota; Metazoa; Arthropoda; Insecta; Hymenoptera; Figitidae. The record is from RefSeq and is a predicted model, not a curated record. Gene Ontology annotation, cellular component: transcription regulator complex; nucleus.
AUGUCGUUAGAAAAUGUGCAGAUGAGUUAUUACGAAUGCUGGAAUUGUGGUUGGCAAUUUCAAGAUGUUGACAAUAUUUGUCAACAUACUUGUUUUUCUCAAUACAAUGAGACAAAGCAUGUCCUCAUAAUAAGUACAAAUGGAGUUGUGAGCAUCAAGGAAUUGUCAACGAAGGAAAAGAAAAAUGCUUCGGAAAUUCGUUUAAUUCAGGCUUAUUACGAAAGGCCAGGUUUAUACAAUAGAGAGCUUCAACAAACAGUAUCUCCAGAAGAGAGAGAACAAAUGUGGCACGAAAUUGCCGAAGCAGUAGGUUCAGACUGCUCUGUUGAUGAUUCAAAGCGAAUAUGGAGGAAUAUGCGGGACCAAUUUAAAAAAGCUUACAAUAAGCGUGAUCCAAAACUGUUCCGUCACUUCAAUAAAAUGUUAUUUUUAACUGAAUGUGAUAAUGAUGGAGACACAUUAAAUAACUUGGUUUUGCAAGAGCAACCCGCAAAUAAUCAUGAAAAUGAGCCUUAUCGAAGACCUUUAGGAGAUCUCAAUAAUGACGACGAUGAAAACAAUAGUAGUGCAGUUACAGAAUUAACUGCAAAUUCUCUAACAAGAACACCUUCCUCAAAAGAAAAUGCAGGCAAAAGUAUACAAGGGAGACCGUCAACGCCGAUGCAAAGGAAAGAUAAAGACAUAAAUAAAAGAGAAGACUUGCAAAUGUUGGUACUAGAAAAAAUUAAGUCACACACAAUUCAAAAACAAGAUCCUACAGACAUGCUGUUUUCAAAUUUCUCUGAAACGUUUAAAAGAUUAGAUACUGUUCGUCAACUUAGAGUACAUAGACGGUUCAUUGAAAUAUUAGAACAUGAGUUUACUCAGCAAGAAAAUCAAAGUCAGUACAUUUCUGACUAA